GCUCGACCUUUUCAUCGCAUCGAACCAGAGAGUUGGAUCUUGUACAUAUUCCUGAUACCAUCACAGCUUUGACCUCGCUAGACCGGCCGACAUGUCCACCCAACUCCCGCCUCCCAAACGUCAAAAGCUGCACAACGUGCCGCACGAACGAGACAUCAAGCCUUCAAGACCUGUCGAAGAGGCGGAACGGUUCGUUCCCAAUAUCGUCGUCCAAUUCAAGAACUCGGAAGAUGGUACUCCUCUUGGUCCGGCGAUCAACUUGCCUGCCAACACCGGUCGAGAUGCGCUGCAGAUGCUGGUCAACAAGCUCAAGGGCGAGAAUGAAGAACCCCUGCCUUAUGCCUUCCACAUCCAAUCUCGAAACGCCCCUCCUCCGCCUCCGGCCGAUCUCCUCGCUCGUGCUCCUGCAGCAGCUCCGCUCCCGUCGUCUCGUCUGCAAAUCAAUGGCAACAUCCUGGACGAUGUGUUAGAGGCCAAAGGACCUGGAAGCAAGAAGUUAGACCAUGGGUUCUCGCCUGAAGAUGUUUUUGAAGUGAUGUGCGAGCCCCAGGCGGUCUUCAGGGUUCGAAGUGUCGGUCGGUGUAGCGCUACUCUGAGCGGUCACGCCCAACCCAUUUUGUGUUGUUCAUUAUCGCCUACCGGGAGAUAUGCCGUGACGGGAUCUGGAGAUGCGACCGCACGACUCUGGGAUAUGGAGAUCGAGCUGCCAAAACACACCUUGGUCGGGCACAAGGGUUGGGUGUUGUGCACCGAGUGGGAAGGUAGAGAAAGGGUCGUCUCGACCGGUGGACACGAUGGACAUGUCAGGUUCUGGGAUCCGCUCACUGGGAACGCGAUUGGGGAUGCGAGGAAAGGACACACAAAGUGGAUCACCAGUUUGUCGUGGGAGCCGAUUCAUAGCAACGCAACACAGCCUCGUUGCGCAUCCUCUUCCAAGGAUGGUACAGUCAAGGUCUGGUCUCCCGCUCAGUCCUUUGCCGAAUUUACUCUAGCCGGACACAAUGCAAGCGUCAACGUAGUGAGAUGGGGCGGUGAAGGGUUGAUCUACACUGGAAGCAGUGAUCGAACGAUCAAGAUCUGGAGCGCCAAAGAUGGGAAACUGAUUCGAACGCUGAACGAACACGCACAUUGGGUAAAUACGCUCGCCUUGAGCACGGAUUUCAUCCUCCGAACGGGUCCCUUCGACCACCACGGAAAGAAACCAAAAGACGACGAAGAGGCGAAGGCUCUCGCGCUCGCUCGAUACAAAAAGCAUACCAUCAAUACCCCUGAGACUGUCAUCUCUGGUUCCGACGACCACACGCUAUUCUUGUGGUCCCCUCAACACGUCAAUGAUGCCGGAAAUAGCAUCAAGAAGCCUGUCGCCCGUUUGACUGGUCAUCAGAAACAGGUCAACCACGUGGCCUUCAGCCCAGACGGUCGACUGGUCGCCAGCGCAGGGUUUGAUAAUGCGGUCAAGCUAUGGGAUGGUAAAACCGGAAAGUUCGUAGCGUCCUUGCGUGGUCAUGUCGCUGCGGUGUAUCGUCUGGCAUGGUCGGCAGACUCGCGGAUAUUGAUCAGUGCAAGCAAAGAUACUACCCUCAAGCUGUGGGACCUGAAAACUGGAAAAAUCCGAAUCGAUCUGCCUGGGCAUACCGACGAAGUCUACUGUGUCGACUUUGUUGCUGACAAGGUCGUCAGCGGAGGGCGAGACAAGACGGUGAAGAUAUGGAAAAACUAGAUGAGAGAUUUUCUUUAUGUGGCUCAUGUGGUAUUGUCGUGCGAUCUGUUGUAUGGCUUCGUCAUUUCGUAUUCAUAGUUGUCGUCAACUUCGUAAAUGGUCCAGCAUUGGGACCACUGCAAUGUACUAUUAUUAUACAAAGUCACAGUG
Filobasidium floriforme is the source of this 1870-nucleotide messenger RNA. RefSeq names its product WD40-repeat-containing domain protein. Lineage: Eukaryota; Fungi; Basidiomycota; Tremellomycetes; Filobasidiales; Filobasidiaceae. The record is from RefSeq and is a predicted model, not a curated record. Gene Ontology annotation, molecular function: protein binding. Gene Ontology annotation, cellular component: nucleolus. Gene Ontology annotation, biological process: ribosomal large subunit assembly. The transcript has 8 exons. The coding region runs from base 92 to 1720 and encodes 542 amino acids.